UUCUCGCCUCCUAGAAUGGAAUGGCCGAUGAUUCUGACCCUACUUUUUUGCUUGCCGAAGCGACUGGUUCUACUAUUGGUAGUACUGCUCUAUAAGAAAAGGCUGCUGAGGUUGUUCACGAGGCAUCCAAAGGAAUAUGCAGUGCAGGGUUCUUCUUCAGUUCUUUCGUCACAAGCAGUUCUCAAGCAUUUGACAUCUGAUCCAAAGGCAUUCUCUUCAUUUAUCCUGGGAAAUUUUUCGAGUUCGCAUCAUGAAUCUUUGAAAGCCCAGAAAGCAAUUAAUGAGCUCUUUGUAAAAUGCAACAACCACUUUUCUGGAGUAUCUAGAAGCUUUUUCAGGAUGUCAGAUAAUCACACUAGUGGACCAGAUUUCUCAAAUUUGGUUUCUCAGAUUGGCUCUCUGAGUUUUGAUUCUACUGGCUUGCAUUGGCGGUAUAAUUUGAUGGUGAACAGAGUCUUGCUUCUGUUGGCUUUGGCCUCUAGAAACCACCCAAGCUUAUCAUCUAAAAUCCUGCGCAAAACUGCUGGACACUUUCUAAAGAGUUUGAAAAGUCAUCUUCCUCAAACAAGAAUACUGGCAAUUUCGGCUCUUAAUACACUGUUAAAGGAAUCGCCUUAUAAGCUGUCUGCUGGUGAGAAAUCUGUUGUUUCUAACGAUUUGCAAGGCAAUGCCACGUCGUCUCUAGAAGGAGCUUUAACCCAACUUCUCAGGAAGAGGGGUUUUUCAGUGAGACAUCAAAUAGUCUUUCUCAUGUUCAUAUGAUAAGUAAUAGUGAAAUGUCGUUUCCAAGAGAAGGUCCUGGUGAUUCCAGUUUCCAAAGCCUAGCUAACAAAGCCAUAACCCCAUUCUACUUUGAAUUUUCAUCUUCUUGGCCACGUACUCCCAGUGAUAUCUUUAUACAUCAUGAUAGCUUUUACCCAAAUUUUGCACGCAUUUUUAAGCGGCUAGUACAAGAAUGUGGCAUGCCUGUUAUAUUGGCUCUUAAGGUGCAUUAGGUGAGUUUACAAGUGCCAAGGAGAGGUCUAAACAGUGUGUAGCUACUGAAGCACUGGCAGGCAUGUUACACUCCGAUAUUGAUGGUCUAUCAGGAGAAUGGGAUAGCUAGCUUAUGCCCCAGUUAAAGAAUAUAAUUGUAGCACAAUCUGUCGAAUCACUUCCUGAGUGGGCCUCUUGCAUACGCUUUUAGGCAGGUGAAUUCUAUGGAUAUGAAUCAUGAAAAUGGACAUCCGGGUGGUGGAUGAUAUAUGGAUGGAAAUGGUAC
Messenger RNA from Neltuma alba, 1261 nucleotides. Its product is annotated as proteasome activator subunit 4-like. Gene Ontology annotation, molecular function: peptidase activator activity; proteasome binding. Gene Ontology annotation, cellular component: cytosol; nucleus. Gene Ontology annotation, biological process: proteasomal ubiquitin-independent protein catabolic process. The record is from RefSeq and is a predicted model, not a curated record. The transcript is spliced from 8 exons. Lineage: Eukaryota; Viridiplantae; Streptophyta; Magnoliopsida; Fabales; Fabaceae. Bases 16 to 762 code for a protein of 248 amino acids.